This is a messenger RNA of Habropoda laboriosa, 738 nucleotides long. Its product is annotated as putative eggshell protein. The transcript has a single exon. NCBI's taxonomy places the organism in Eukaryota, Metazoa, Arthropoda, Insecta, Hymenoptera, Apidae. The record is from RefSeq and is a predicted model, not a curated record. The coding region runs from base 1 to 738 and encodes 245 amino acids.
AUGUUUGCCGUACGUGGAGCUCCGUUCCUGUUGAUACUCCUGGCAAUUUUGGCGCCUGCGAGGUUCGCGUCGGGCAUAAACCACGGGAAUCUAGAGCUAGCGGCUACCUCUGGUUCCCACCGUUACGAGGAGGGCGGCGGAAGCGAUCGUUAUGCCAGCCACGAAGACAAAGCUGGUAAUCGCGCAGAUAAGGGUUACAGUGGCCACCACGGCGUCGAAGAAGCCAACAGAGGUCACCGUAGCUCGAACCAAGACUACGGAUACUACAACGAGGACGGCGGUGCAAAGAGUGAUCAUCUUCGUAACGAUGGUUACUACGACGAACAUCACGAAGGUGAGACAAGUGAAAAGGGCGAAGGAUUCCAAGAAAAGGGUCACUAUGGAAAAGGACACAGCACCCACGGUCACCACGAGGUGAAGAAUUUGGACGAAUUUGAGAAGCACAAGGAGUUUCACGACGAAGACUAUGAUUCCGCCUUCGACGAGCAGAACGGCGGUCACCACUACGAUCGCGAGCAGGACAAAGGUGGACACUACAGGGGAGGUUAUCGAGAUUAUGGUGAACAGGAGGCUGACUAUGGUAAGAAAGACUAUUAUCUGAAGGGGCACUACGACAGGGACCAUACGGGACAGGAUAGCGACGAUGCUCGUGAAGAUUACUAUCGCAACGACUAUCGUCAUGGCAAGAAAGGAUCGCAUGGUGAUGGGAAGAAGUGGGGAUACAGAAAGGGGCAUUAG